This is a messenger RNA of Carcharodon carcharias (great white shark), 7299 nucleotides long. It is a transcript of the gene btbd8, whose product is annotated as BTB domain containing 8. The transcript has 19 exons. The record is from RefSeq and is a predicted model, not a curated record. Bases 415 to 5913 code for a protein of 1832 amino acids. Gene Ontology annotation, molecular function: protein binding. NCBI's taxonomy places the organism in Eukaryota, Metazoa, Chordata, Chondrichthyes, Lamniformes, Lamnidae.
AGUGGAGUUUAAAGGGAUGCCUCAGCCCAGCGCUUAAGCAACAUUACCGCACCGCCCUGCGCGCAGGGAAUCCAGCUGCUGGGAGGCUCCUCAUUGCUGCUUGGGGUUGCACUUUAAAUCCGCCUUUUCUGGUGCUUCAUUCGGGUGCCUGGUACUUUUAAAGAGAAUUAGAGAGAGAAAGCUGACCCCCACCACCACUCCCCCCUCCUCAAACGCCUCGCCGUAUGCUCUGACAUCUUCAAGAGUUGCCGGUGUGGCUUGGCCUAAACCCAUGGUGUAAGCGUGGGCGCGUGUAUGUACGUGCAGCCGAAGAGCUUAGUAUUUCGCUGACACCCCAGUGAGUUCUACCGGAGAUUAUUUCCUUUGAGAUGAAUAAGAAGAAAUACCAACAAGACUAUUAUUAAGAACCUAGAAAUGGCAACAUGGAAUGGAGGAAUUGUACAAAGAGUACCAAAUCUAGAAAACACUAAUGGUUUCCAAGACAGAGCAAAAAAUGAAAGGCAAAUAUUGAAAGAAACACUGGCUCUGCAGUUAAACCAGGACCUUCUCGGGAUUCUUAUAGACGGAAGUCAGACAGAUGUCACGUUCCAUGUGGGUGCAGCUGUGUUCCAAGCUCACAAAGCGGUGCUGCUUGCGAGGGUCCCAGAGUUUUUUGAGAGAAUUUCUGGAAAACAGUUGAAACAGGAUGCUGAGAAGCCACAAGCCAUCAAUGUAGAGAAUUUCAGACCUUCACAGUUUAAAUGCUUUUUGCAGCAGGUUUACACAGCAGAUCGAAAAGUAGACCAUCUUGAAGAAGAGCUGCUUAUGAAGAAAGAACCCAGUCAAGCAAGAUUGACAGAAGAAAACAAUUUUUCCCCCGGUGUUUUUCCUAAUGUUGGGAUGUGCAAUGGAAGAGGUAUUGAUAGAAACAUGCCAUCUAAUCAGUUUCCUCCCGAUAACCGGAUCUUGGAAACAAAUGAGGAGAUGUUGACCUCAAGCCUGUUGGAAGAUGACAUGCCUGAAGGAAUGUUUGAUAUGCCUGAGGAAAUUGAAGCAGACUCUGAGACUCUAUCCAGUGAUGAUCCUACUCCAGAGCCAGCAUCUGUGCUGGGUGCUGAUCUGUUAGCUCUGUAUAGGAGAGGAUAUUGUCCUGACAUAACCCUUCAUGUUGAGAACAGAAUUUUUCAUGCACACAGGGCCAUCCUGUGUGCUCGCUCCAGUUAUUUUGCAGCUAUGUUAAGUGGAAAUUGGGCAGAAAGCUUUCAGAAAUCGAUUACUCUUGCUGGUGUGAGCCAUGUAGAAGUGGAAAUCAUGAUGAACUUUUUAUACGGAGCCAUUUUAGACUUGCCCAAGGAAGCUCUCCCACGCUCCGUGCUUACGUUAGCAGAUAUGUACAACUUGGAUGGGUUGAAGAAAGUUGUCCUCCAUGUUUUGAAGAAGGAUUAUUGCAAGUUUUUUCACAAGCCUGUUAUUGGAAUGCAGCAGUCUAUUCUGGAAUGCCUGCAGAUAUCUCACUCAGUUGGAAUUGAUGGCCUUUACAGUUCCUGUAUGAGAUGGAUUACCAAAUAUUUUGUGAAAUGCUGGUCAGGGAAGAAUUUUGCCCGCCUUCCAGCAGAACUGCAGAAAGCCUGUCUGAUGUCUGUAGUCCAGUCUUUAAAUGUGAAGAAUGUAGUUUCAGUGUUAAUGGAAAGUGACCGUCUACUGUGGAGCCUUCCAGAGGUAAAAUGGGCAGAGCAAGCAAUUGCCUUGACAAAAGAGCUACAGGAUGAAUGCAUCAAGUUCAUUGUGCCACACUUCCUUGAGACAAUCGGGAGUAAAAGCUUCCUUCAUCUGCUAAAGGCUCAGACGAUGAGCAGAAGACCAUAUCUGGUGGAAAGAAUUUUUGCAGCCAUUGAACAAAACAUUACAGUGACAGACGGCUGCUUGCAAUUUAUAGCUGUGGACUUGCUAAGGAGCCAGGUGGCUCACAAAGAGGUGGGUUUUGCGAGUGAGAUCUCGGCCCUCUUUGACAAGCUCUGGACGUUUCUGGUUCAGUCUUUUUAUGCAGUUCGUCACACGGAAGGCUGGAAACUGAUGAAACCUCAAGACCAGGAGCAAAUACAAGCAGCUGCUCUCGACAAAGGUGAUGAUAGAAAGCUUGGCAAAAGACCAACCUUGACCAGUUCACAACAAAAGAAACGUCCUCUACUUGACCCUUCUCCAUUUGAUGUGGCAGAGCAAGUGUGUAGAAAGGGGAAACUGCUGUCAACAGAUACAAUUGUAUCGAAUAGUCAAUUGUCCGCUUCAAAAAUGAAGUCUGAAGGUUCAGUGCAUACAGCCAAUGGGCGACUGUCAGCUGGUGCUUUGAGGAAAGGUGAAGCAAAAGGAAAGGACAUUAAAAAAGCAAAUGAGAAAACGCCAAAAACUGGGAAAGCCAAUGAAAAAAGCACCUCGACAAAGAUGAACACUCCUGUAAAAGCUAGACUCGAGGCCAAGACAAAAGUUGAGAGCAUUGUCAGUAAAGUGAAAGCAUGCUCUGACAGUACGUCGUGUCAGACAGGUUCUACAGUGAGCAGUAGAGGGGUUGGUGGGCAGGAUGGAAAAGCAAAUACAGGUGCACGACCCAAAGUAUCUCUCAGUUCCUCCAGCAUCCAAGCAAAACUAGGAAAACCAGUGAAGAAAACCAUUCAGCCACAGGCAGAGAAAAAUGGGAACAAGUGUAACUCUGACAAGUUGGAACUUUCAAACAAGGAUGCUACUGUGGGCGCAAAUGGACAUACUAGUGGAUUACAAGAGGGGAAUGCAGUUGAAAUAAACAGUCGUGGCAAGAAAAUGGCAUUUGUCAACAGUCCUGUUGAAAGCGCUGCACAGGAGACAGCAAAGAGCCCAGUUGGCCAGAAGUCUGCAGUUAGGCCAGCAAGCGUCGUCAAAGCAACAAAGACGCCUUCUGCAUCAACGAAAACUGGUAGACCUCUUUCUAAUAGUGUGCCAAACAAACAGAAAACACAAAAUAAAGAUGAAGGGAUGUCACAGGCGCAUAUGAAGAAAACCUGGAAUAGCAGCAGUAACUCAUCUGUUCAGCAGAGAGCAAGGAGUGCAUCUGGAGCAGCAGCCAAAGCUAAAGAUCCAAAAGGAGGGACAGUGAGUUUGGAGAAAACAGACCCUGCUUCAGAAUUAAGUGAUUCAUCAAAGCAGGCUACCAAAGCUCUAAACAGAGAAGAAACAACUGCUAAUGAAAUGCUUACCAAAGCUCAUUCUAAACCAGCGAAAGCAGCUGCUCUCACUACAGUGAAGACAAAUACAAAGAAAAUGACACAAGUUGGCGCCACAAGUCCAAGGACGCCUAUUAAUUCAAGUAAGCUUGCACUGAAAGAGAAAAGUGCAUCUCUGCCCAAUGUAAGAAAGCCAUCAACUAAAUUGCUCCCAGCUACAAACAAAGUCAGUUCUAGCCUGAAAAGAUCUAUCUCUGGUUGUCACGACAAGGCAGCUCCAAAUUCUCUGUGCCAUGAUGCGAAAAGUGCAGCACAAGUAAAAAAUGAUCAUACGGGAGCAAGUAUUCAGUCAGAGCUCAGCCGGAAUGCAGAAGUACUACCAACUGCUUUACAAGAUAGUAAGCUGGCAGAAGGGGACCAGAUAUUGACGUGUGCACUUUCACCGCAAACUGUGAACUCCAACAAUCUAUCUAAUGUUGCUAAAAAAGCAAAUGAUUGUACAUUAGAAAAUAUUCUCUCAACUUCGGUUCUGGCUAAUUCUGAAGGUCAUACAACACAGAAGCCAUUCGAAGACAUUGGACCAAAGUCAAAUCUGCAUUCUUCAAAUGCAAAUAAGGAAUCCCCAAGUGACCUAUCUUCUGAAACAAAGCCGCCAGUUUUUAAUGGAUGUGGGGACACACAGGAAGGCCCUCUUCAAAGAGGAAGUAAUUGUGCUGCAAAAAUUAAAUCUGGUCAUCUUUUGCCAGGUAGUAAAAAUGAAGGAGAGUCCCUUCUAAACAAACACAUAUUUCAACUAAACAAUGCGACAAUGUCUGCUCAUUCAUUUGGCCAAACCAGUGAUGCUGCAAAACGUAGCGUCAAACAAUGUGAAAAACAAACACUGUCAGACUUGCCUAAAGAAAUAAAUGAGACAGGGAUCCCUGAAAGUCAUGAGCAUUCAGAAACUCCGCUAGUGGGACCUUGGAACUUGGGUGCAGAAGUCUGUCCAGCUGCAGAUGCAUUCUUCCCGAAACAAAGCCCAGACACAGACACUGGAAGUGCAACAACGUCAUCUGAUGAUAUAAAACCUAACUCAGAGGACUAUGAUGCUGGAGGUUCCCAGGAUGAUGAUGGAUCAAAUGAGAGGGGCAUUUCCAAGUGCAGUACAGUUGUAUGCCAUGACUUUCUUGGGCGAAGUAGCAGUGACACAAGCACACCAGAAGAGCUUAAGGAAUAUGACAGUGGAUUAAGAGUAGAAGUAAAAGUGAAAGGUAUAGAGCUUCAUGGGAAGACACGAGGUGCUAGUACAAGAGAAUUGGUAGGUAAUCACUGUUCCAAAAUGUCUCAAGGAAUUAAAGCAGUGGAAAGAGGUAGUGAAGAUGCUAUGCCAGUUGGUGAGAAAUUAGAUCCUGCCUCUGACCUCUUGUCUUCAUGCGAAGUGACUGAAGAAGACAAGUCAGAAAUUGAGAACGCAGAAGAAAUCUUCCCUGUUCCUGCUCCUCCUCCUCUGCCCCCCUCUGACCAGGGCAUCUACCAUUUUCAGGGUAUUGACAACCUGGCUUUUGAAGACGUUACCGAAAACGAGACAGAGGUCACAAACUUUUCUUCAGCUGCAAAUUUCAAGCGUUCUGUUCUGCUGUCUGUGGACGAAUGUGAGGAGUUGGGUUCUGAUGAAGGAGAAAUUGAAAGUCCCCUUGCCUGCUCUUUUGAUUCUCUUACUCCCUCUGAUGUAUUUGACGGUGGUUCCCAAGAGGGUGGCCACCGUUACGGGAGAACUUACUAUUCACGAUAUUCACUGGAAAUUGAUGAUGAUUUUUUGGUAUGUGGCCAGCAUCACCAGGAGAAGGGCAAAAAGCAAUCGAGAGAUCCAAGUCCUUCACUAGAUGCAGAUAAAACUAGUGUGGUGGCUAACUAUGCACUGCCACAGCUCGCUUCAACAGAAAUGGAGCAGGCAACAAAAGUCAGUGUUGCACCUGUUCCACGUCUUUUUGCUGAACCGCUUGAAGGAGGAAAUAAGCAUGUAGAAAAAGACUGGAUGGAAGGAAGCAUGCUCGAGAACCAGCACGAGGAUAACAUGUUGCCUGAAAAAAAUUAUAUCCAGCCCACAGAUGACGGUGGUGAUAAUAGACCUCAGGAAAGACCCUGCCAUUUGCAUCUCUGCCAGAAAGGGCAUUCUUCCGGUGUACACAGCGACAACCUUGAUACAAAUGAGCUUUUAGCUAACAUGGAACAAGGGCAUGUGCAAGGUUACUACUCCACAUCCAGUGAGCAAACUAAUAAUACUUUGCCAGCAGGAAACUUAGCUGAUUGCGACAGAUCACAAAGCUGCGCGUUUGAGCGUCGCCCUUCAAAAACCCUUUCUCCCAUAUACGAGAUGGAAAUCACUGAAGAUGUGGAUCAGAGCUCAGAAGUAGAAGUGAGGUGUGUGCAUCAAGAAGAAAAAGAACACUUUGCAGAAAGAGACUGGAUACUACUUAAGCAGCUUCUUGGAGAUCAGGACUUAAAUUGUGGGGUUGUUAACUGUCUACCUGAAGAUGUCAACCUAGCACAGUAUCUUAUCAACCAAACACUUUUCCUUUCCAGAGAUACUUGUAAGACUCCAGGUAAAAUUGCUGUUGAAAAAGAGGCACUAUGUAAAUGGACUGAACUACUGUCUCCAUCAGAGGACUCCACAGCUAGCAUUACAGUGGCUAGUUUUUCCCCAGAAGAAUCAGUGUCCCCACAGGGGGAAUGGACAAUUGUAGAACUGGAAACCCACCACUAGCAUAACCUCUAAAUUGUGUACAUUGGGGUGUAGGAUGAAUUGGAUUCUUAUGUCACAUGGUUCUGCCUUUUUCUGUAGCUUAAUAACCAAGUCUUAUUGCAUCACUAUUGGAUGCAGCAGUAGGUAAUAAACUUGACUUUUUGUUACAGAAUUGCCAUUUGGGGGGUGUUUGUGAAGGAUUUUUGUAUAAUAUAAACAUUAGAUGUGUGUGUCAACAUUUGUUUUAUCUUUUGAAAUGUGGGACUCAGGAAAAAAGAAAAAUCUUGUAAAUUAUUGGUUCAUAUGCCUAAAAGUGCAAGUAAACUUAUUUUCAUUUUCCUAAUGUAAAAUUAUAGUAAACUAAAAUCAUUUACUUUUGAGAACUAAUCACCUUAAAAAUAAACUUCUCAAAUUAGGUAAUAAGGAGGUAACUUAGAAAUCCCAAGAUGUAGGAGUUUUUUAAAAACUGUGUAAAAAAAAAAAAACUUGUUCUGAAAUCCAGGGCAGCUAUAGUAAUUUGUACUUUUAUUUUUUUACUUUUUUUACUUUGAGAUUUUUUUUAUAUAUAUCCGAUUAUUGAUGUCCAUGGGAACCAGAAUCUGAACUAAUUUCUUUAACUCUUUUUGACAAAAUAAACUACAGGACAUGUGGCAGCUUCCAGCUGGCUGUAAAAUUUGGAUUUGUUAGUGCAAAGUAGGAAUUUUCUUCUCUAUCACUGCAGGUAUAACUUGAUAUAACUUGAAUCAAUAUAAACUAGACCCUUUAUAGAUGAAGUGCAUCCCUGUAAAAUUAACUUUAAAAAAAACUCAUAGUUUUGAUCUUCAAGUAGUACUGAUUUGUUUAACAUCCUGUAAAUUUAGGGAGAUGAUCGUAAUUUUGUUACCAUUUUUUUGACCAGAUGGAAAGCCAUUUUGAAAAAAACUGGAUGGAAAUAAUUCGAAGAUUGCACUUUCGACUAGCGUAACUUUUUAAAUCAAGUUUUACAGGUGCUAUUAAAGUCACCUUUCCUGUGGCUGUGCAGAACCCACUCUGGUUUGAUUUAGAAACCCCCUGGGCUUCUACUUAAACAGGAUCUAACUAGCUGUAUUGUAGGUGCGAUACACCUUGUGGAAAGGACAGUUGGGGAUGUCUUUGAAAUCCUAUGGUUUAAUCUCACAAUUAUAUCAUUGUGACUUGUGAAAUUACCUGACCUGAAAGUGCUUGAUGUCCAUGCUCGCAGUUAAAAAAAAAAGUGCUUCCAUUUUCCCUGUACUUAUUGUCCCUGAGUUUGAAAAAGAUGAAAAUUUUCCCACCUGCAGACUAGUUUCAGUUCAGUGAUUCAGCUUUUAAACCCCAAAAGCUUGGUUAGUCUUAAACUUAAAUGUAUGUGAAUGAAUAAUUAACCAAUAAAAAAAAUCUAUUAACCAA